Molecule: messenger RNA, 2898 nt
Organism: Osmia lignaria (orchard mason bee)
Lineage: Eukaryota; Metazoa; Arthropoda; Insecta; Hymenoptera; Megachilidae
Product: V-type proton ATPase catalytic subunit A
Biological process (GO): proton transmembrane transport; ATP metabolic process
Cellular component (GO): lysosomal membrane; proton-transporting V-type ATPase, V1 domain
Molecular function (GO): proton-transporting ATPase activity, rotational mechanism; ATP binding; ATP hydrolysis activity
Source: RefSeq, a predicted model, not a curated record
UUCUGAUAAUUGAAAACGAGCAUGCAUUUCAGUCAGCUGACCUGUCUUGUGAUAGCAGCCAGGCUCGACUUGUGUAGCUUGACUUGCUGUUGUAGGGUGACUUACUUCGAUACGUUUCACGUCUCUUAUUUGUUGGUUUUACUUGAAUAAAAAUUCACGAUGACAAGCCGUGGGUUAUCAAAGAUUAGUAACGAGGAGAGGGAAACCAAAUUUGGCUAUGUAUAUGCUGUAUCUGGUCCUGUUGUCACUGCUGAGAAGAUGGCAGGAUCAGCUAUGUACGAACUAGUGAGAGUAGGAUAUUACGAACUGGUAGGAGAAAUUAUUCGUUUAGAAGGUGACAUGGCUACCAUUCAGGUCUACGAAGAAACCAGUGGCGUAACUGUAGGAGAUCCUGUCCUACGUACAGGAAAACCAUUGUCUGUAGAACUUGGGCCUGGUAUCCUUGGAAGUAUUUUUGAUGGUAUUCAGAGACCGUUGAAAGAUAUCAAUGAGCUUACAGGCUCAAUUUAUAUCCCAAAAGGUAUUAAUAUACCAGCUUUAUCAAGAACCGCUAGUUGGGAGUUUAAUCCAUCCAAUAUAAAGAAUGGUAGCCACAUUACCGGAGGAGAUCUGUUUGGCAUAGUUUAUGAAAAUACGUUAGUGAAACAUAAAAUGAUUUUACCUCCCAAAAGUAAAGGAACUGUUACUUUCAUUGCACCUCCUGGAAACUAUACAGUUAACGAUAUUGUUUUGGAGACAGAAUUUGAUGGCGAUAGACACAAGUAUAGCAUGCUUCAGGUAUGGCCGGUACGUCAACCGCGUCCGGUGACUGAAAAAUUGCCAGCUAAUCAUCCCCUACUCACUGGCCAACGAGUUUUGGAUUCUCUUUUCCCAUGCGUCCAAGGUGGAACAACUGCUAUUCCAGGAGCUUUCGGUUGUGGUAAAACUGUUAUUUCGCAAGCUUUAUCAAAGUACUCAAACUCCGAUGUCAUCAUUUACGUUGGUUGCGGAGAACGUGGUAACGAAAUGUCUGAGGUACUUCGUGAUUUCCCUGAACUAACUGUAGAAAUUGACGGUGUUACCGAGUCCAUUAUGAAACGUACAGCUUUGGUUGCUAAUACCUCAAACAUGCCUGUGGCUGCUCGUGAGGCAUCAAUUUACACCGGUAUCACGUUGUCAGAAUACUUCAGAGAUAUGGGUUACAAUGUAUCCAUGAUGGCAGAUUCAACAUCACGUUGGGCAGAAGCUCUUCGUGAGAUUUCUGGUCGAUUGGCUGAAAUGCCUGCCGAUUCUGGUUAUCCUGCUUAUCUUGGAGCUCGACUUGCCAGUUUCUACGAGCGUGCAGGAAGAGUAAAAUGUUUAGGUAAUCCUGAUCGCGAAGGUUCUGUUAGUAUAGUGGGUGCCGUAUCACCGCCUGGUGGUGACUUCUCUGAUCCCGUUACCAGUGCAACUCUUGGUAUCGUGCAGGUGUUUUGGGGUCUUGAUAAGAAACUCGCUCAGCGCAAACAUUUCCCAUCUAUCAAUUGGCUUAUUUCAUACAGUAAAUACCUGCGAGCUUUAGAUGACUUCUACGAUAAAAAUUUCCAAGAAUUCGUACCUUUGAGAACCAAAGUUAAGGAAAUCUUACAAGAAGAGGAAGAUCUGUCAGAAAUUGUACAGUUAGUUGGUAAAGCUUCUCUCGCUGAAACGGAUAAAAUUACUCUGGAGGUUGCAAAACUUCUCAAAGAUGACUUCCUACAACAAAACAGCUAUUCGCCAUAUGAUCGUUUCUGUCCAUUCUAUAAAACUGUGGGAAUGUUGAGAAACAUGAUCGCAUUUUACGACAUGGCAAGGCACGCAGUCGAAUCUACGGCGCAAUCAGAUAAUAAAAUAACAUGGAACGUUAUUAGAGAUAGUAUGGGUAAUAUUCUCUAUCAAUUGAGUUCCAUGAAAUUCAAGGAUCCAGUGAAAGACGGCGAAGCCAAAAUCAGAGCUGAUUUCGACCAAUUGCACGAGGAUAUUCAACAAGCAUUUAGAAAUCUAGAAGAUUAAUUGUCAGAAACAAUAACACGAACAUAAUUUCUGUAUGUUCAGGAACCUUAUAUGCUGGUCAUUUAAGGAUGUCCUGGAUCUACUGCAGAGAAGUAUAACGAGUAUUCGUAAUCACGUAUCAUGCAUUAAACUGUUAUAUUAGUUUCAAUACUUACAAGAAACUUGUACAUAAAAUGUUACAAAUAUAAAAUUUACUAUAAUUCUUAUGUGUAUUAACUGAAUACUUAAUAUAAAAUAAUACGUGAUGGUUGAAAUAAUAAAGUGUGGGACGUCCUUAAAUGCAUUUCCAGCUUAUACAAAAUGUGUAUUAAGUACUGUAAUAAGUUUUCAAAAUCUUGAAAGAAAGUUGUAUGUAAUUAGUUCAAAAUGUCCAAGAGAAGAUAAGUUGCCUGGAGAAUUAAGCUUCCUGUUAUUUUAUUUAGUACAAAUGGAACAUAAUUGUGGAAACAUUUGUACGUAUGUGUCAAAUAAGCGAAAAAACAUGGUAAGAAGCUUUCCAUUCAUCCGUACAUAUUUUUUUUUUCUGAGAAACAAAAGUAUAACAAUACGCUUGUAACAAUGGAUGAUAUGGUAGCUUUUUACAAAAAAUGAAACUUUCAAUUAAAAAGUAUUAAAUCUUGUAUUAUAAUAGUGUAUUAUGUACACGCGUUAAGUGAUAAAUGCAGCGUUACAUGAAAAUGUUAUUUUAACGGUUAAAACGUUGAGAAAUAGUCUGAAAGUUAAAAAAAAAAAAGAUAACAAGCUGUUAAAACUGUUGAGGUGCAGGGUCCUUUUAUCAUAAAAAGAGAAUAUAAAGAUAAAGGCAUUGCAAAUUGCAAACAGUGUUCUAGUAACUUCGACAUUUCCGUUGUAUCAUAUGUAAAAAUAAAUAAAUGCUAUACAUAAAAA